AGUGGUUGGAAACUUGAUGGGGGUGACCGUCAUCCGUCAAAUGCACACAGUCUCGUUUGAACUGUGAUCAAGAAGUUUUUGUUCAUAAUCAUGAUUAGCUACAUUAUUUUCCUACAUAGGUAAUAUCAGAUUUUAUUGUUGUUGUUGACAUAUUUCAAUUUUGUCAAGAAUAAUAUUAAUGCAAGAAAUAACACUGCUAGGAAGACAUGGCUGCCACUUCAGGAAAAGGAUCUGAAGCUGGAAGUGGCAAAAGUCAGGCUAUGAAGCUCAUCUUUCAUCAAAAAUCAUACAAAUCUGAUAAUCAAGAGCUCCUCUUGAACCCGCAAGAGUCUGGUUUUGGCCCUGGUGACAUUUUGGAGAUUUACCACAAAAAGACCAACAAUGCAGACUCAAGGCCUCUUCCUGCCUACCCUCGUCUGCUGUUGCAAGUACCGCGCACUCCAAGUACAGAAGAAAACAUUGCUAAAGGAACGAUCAGCGUGGAGCAGAGCAUCUCUGCCCAGUUCCGUCUACAGCGGUUCGAGAUGGUGCAGGUCACCAAGAUUGAACCUGAGAAGGUGGCGCUGCAGCUGCUCGAAGUUACUUUCAAGGACCAAUACCUCAACAGAUCUGACAUGUGGCGUCUUACACAGCAUCUUGAAGGCUGUGUUGUGUACAAGAACAAGAUAGUUGAGUUCUGCGGCCAAACAAUCCGCUGUCAGGUGUACGAGAUGUGGUCGCAGGGCAGUCGUGUUGCAUGCGGCUAUGUAUCUGCUGACACUAAAGUAGUUUAUCGGUCGAGCACAAGCCGCUUCUACCUCUUCAUUCAGAUGAGCUCAGAAAUGUGGGAGUUUGACCACUUCGGAGACUUGUUAUUUGAGAAGGCGGUCAGUGGCUUCCUUACGGAACUCUUCGACAAGUGGAAGAAAAUGAACACAAACCACGACGUGACGAUCGUGCUGUUUUCCCGCAGCUUCUACCCCACAGCGAAGAGCCUGGACGAGUUCCCAGGUGACAUGCGCUCCUGCAUACAGCGAGACCAUCUCGGCCGAUACUUCCAGGACUUCUACAGAGUGGCGGUGCAGAAUGAGCGCCACGAAGACUGGUCGUGCGUGCUACGCACUCUUCGUCAGCUGUUCUACCACUACCCCAGCGCCGUGCUCGGCAGACAGACCAUACAUGGCGAGACCUUGUUGGACGUACGAGACACACACCUCCAGAGAUCUGCCUCUAAAGCCCCUAACAAAACAACUGACGUUGACCACGAUGAUCACUCGAGAAGAACAUUACACCGGAGUCCUAACUCAACUAAACAAUUUUCAGAGAAAUGUAAGAACCUGAAGCCUCCUCGGGCGGAACUGUCAACAGCAGAUGAAGGGAACUUCCUCGAGGUGCUGAACAUGUCACUGAACGUGUUCGAGAAGCAUUAUACUGAUCGCUCCAUGGAGCGCACGGGGCAGAUGAGUGUUGUGGUCACGCCGGGGGUGGGCGUGUUCCAAGUGGACCGAGCCCUCGCUAACAUCACCAAGCAGCGCAUCAUCGACAAUGGCGUGGGCUCUGAUCUCGUGUGUCUGGGGGAGCAGCCGCUGCAUGCCGUGCCCCUGCUCAAGUUCCAGAGGCGCCAGGGAGGUGGCAACGACUACAGCAUGCCACACAACUGGAUCAACUUGAGCUUCUAUUCAUCCAUCAAGCGCAGCCGCCGUGCCGCCAUGGGAGAUUUGUACGUGCCACGCAUCCACGUCCCCGAACACUGCAUCCCGUCCUUCUACCCUAACGCGCACUCGCGCAACUCCAGGCAUCCCUUCGGCGAGCGGCGUCCUACAUCGUCUCGUCACCACGUCUCGAACUUGCUGGAGCCGCUGCAGCCUGCACCUUCCAUCAGCCUCAGCUGCCCUGCCAGCAUCAUCUUGGACCACGCGCGUGGUGCUGAGCUGCUCAAACUAAAGUGGGGGCUCUCACACAUGUCCCAGAGCAAACAAUCUAGUAGUACAAAGCCUGUAAAACCAAGGGGAACAACUUGUAAACAGUUCCCUAAUUGUAGCGAUACAGAGACUGCAAAAGCUACUGGUGUAAACAGUAAAGAAUCCGAUUACAGUUUUAAAAAACCUGCAUCAAGCAAUGGAAAAGAUGCCGAGCCUGGCAAGUCAAGUUCAUACAAAGGAUUCGAGGCGGUCAGUAGGAAAUCAAGCAGUGGCCAGGAUACCACAGCUGGCCGGGCUGGUAGGACGGACGCUGAAGGCCGGUCCAGUAGGGCGGACGCUGAAGGCCGGUCUAGUGGGACGGACGCUGAAGGUCGGUCUAGUAGGACGGACGCUGAAGGCCGGUCCUGUAGGACGGACGCUGAAGGAUUCAGCCAUCAUCCCGCAUCAAAUGCAGACUUCCGCUCUGACAUGACCACGGCUGAGCUGGAGGCGCACAUGAAUGCGUAUGAUGAAGCUAUUUUCAAAUAUCCUGUCAAGCCUUAUGGGACAGGGACGAGUGACACCGAGGGGGGCGGUGUGACUGCAACGCCCCCCACUGCGACCAGCUACCGCGUGCACUACACCAGGCAGUCGUCGCAGUCAUACGGCGCCCUUAACCUUGAAUUAGGCGACGCUGCGGCCGCUGCCGUCGCCGCGUCAGAAGAGGACCUCGAGGCUCCACCAGCCUAUGAUGCAAUUCGUGGAGGAGCGCCACCGCUGAUCAACCCCUUCGACCCCAAGUACACGACCAUCAGACUCACGAGCUACCGCCGCCGUUGGGUGCACAUCUUCCCCAAAAACGUCUCGGGCGCUCUGAUCCAGCAGCACCACAAGGAGGAUGUCGCCCUCAAGAAAGAUCUGACGACUUACCCGUCGAGCUCCGAAGACGAGCUCGAGACUGACGUCCUGGGCAACCUGCAGGAGGAAGAGUCGCCCGUGGGGGCGCCUGUGAACACCCACGACAACCUCGAGAUGGGCAGGAACAACGCCCCUGCUGCAGGCAAUGAUGCCACCGGCAGCACGUCUUCAUCGCGACCACCUUCCAUGCUAGGCAUCCAUAAACACCGCGCGUCGCUGGGGCACCUGGGGCCCACAGCCCACGACACGCUGCUGUGGGGCGCCACCGGCGAGCAGGAGUGGAGCGCCGCCAUCACCACGGGCGUUGACUGGAAGAGCCUGACGCUGCCCGCGUGUCUGCCCAUCACGACGGACUUCUUCCCGUCCGAGGAGAGCAUCGAGAAGGACUACGUGCUGAGCAACUACGCGCUCCUGCCUGAUGACAUCAACGAGCCUCUCAACGCCCCUCACAACGUGUCAGCGAGCAGCUCCAGCUCGCAGGCGCUGCCCGCCACCUUCGGGCGCUCGCACAUGACGGCGGCGCAGGUCUUCAAAGAGCUCGUCUCGCAGCGCCUCUCUCAGGGCUUCCAGCUGAUCCUCCCCAAGGACGACGUGGCUCGCAGUGGCCACGGCCUCAGGAGGCGGCGCAAGAAGAGAAGUCUCACCGCCUCUCAGGAGUGGCAGAGCACAUCUUCCCAGGGCGGUGGUCGUGGCACGACUGGGGGCGGCAGCGCAGCGUUCAGGUACGCAGGGUCGCCUGGUCUGCCUGCGCUGGAAAUGAAGCCUCACGUGGGCAGCAGGAGCGCCGACCAUCAUCCCGAGUACAAGCUCUCCAUCGGCACCCUCUUCCACAAACUCAAACUCGUUGGGAAUAACCGCAUUGAAGCCAGCGUAUACAGACCAAGGAUUAUGUCUGAGACUUUGACGAAAGACUACAAAUACCGGUUCUGCGCACCCUACAUGACGGGCUACGAGCUGUCGUCAACGAAGUUCCAGACAGAGCGACUUGACCGCUACAAGUGGAAUUACCUCGAUAAUUACGUCAGCCUUUAUUCGGACUCCUUCGAAAAUCCUCUAAUUGAGGAACUGAAGUACUGGCGGAUGCGCAUGGUGGUCGUGCCUGACUUGUACUGCUCCAUAUUGCGUCAACUUAUGGAUGACUGGAAAAAUUUUCCCGACGCUGGAAUUUAUUCCCCUCCCUCUUCACUACAACGAAGUGCAAUCAACGAAUCCUUCAUCAAGUUCUUUGAAAUGAUCCACAGGAUCAAACGGCAAGUUGUGAAGAGACCCAAAAUGCCAGCACAAGGCGUUUUCCCAAAUCUUGAUUCUGGCAGCAUGCCAGGUAACCCCGGCAGUAGUGGUGUACGUGAACGUUCAAUGAGCGCUCGUGAGGGCCCUGUGCAGCAGAGUAACGCCUCCCUCGUCAGGGAGAGAAUGUUGAGCGGCAGCAGCGGCCCUGAUGUCUCAACCAAGCAGCUCAAUAUUCCUGACUUGAACGGUGACAUUAGAGCCAGAGAAGCGCUCUUCCCGUCAGAAGGAAUGGUGAGCAGCAUCGCUCAGUCAACCGUGUCGUCUUCUCAGAGUCCCAAUAUUACCGCCGCCCUGGUUGAAGGGAAACGAAGUCUUUCGUCCGAUUCUGACCUCGCUGACAUUGCCGCUGCCAUGAAGUCCACCGGUACUGGUCUCAAUUUUUUCUCGCCUCCGCACUCUAGUUUGCCUCCUUUAUCUUUCCUUUCAACCGAUGCUGUUGUAUGGUUGAGAGAACACGUAAGUAACGUAAACACCCACACUGACGCCAUGAAUCUACUUCAGCGUUUAUGCUCGGACGACUACAUACGGCACGCUUCUGGACACCAGCGCACCACCGUAUAUUACGGCUUCUACAUCUACUUCCUGGUCACCGGCGACAAGGAACAAGACCGCACCAGCAAUCCUGACACUUACUGCCAGGAGUUCCAUGAAGUCGAAAUAAAACCUGUUGAAGCAUACGGUAAUUAUCCUUAUGCUCAAGACUCUCCUUCCGUCGUCGACGACAGCGCCGCUCUACCACCAUUCCUGCAGAGGGACUUACCGCCCCUCGCUCAGCCAUUCAGAACAUCGGCUGGCCGCCUGGUGAGUCUGGGGCCCAUCAGUAUCGACCCUCAUCGUCGCAGCGACAGAAGUGAAUGGGGUGACCUGGUGUGUACGUCGUCCUUCUCUUGCGACUCUGCUUACCUCUUCAGCCUGCGCUGGAUGUGCGCAAGUGGCCCUCUGGUCGCUGAGCUGAUUGCACUGUGGCAACGACGCGCUGCGAGCUGCAACCUCUUCCUGUUCCCCAUCCCGUCAGAUCCCUUCGCUCUGCCGCACUCCCUGGACUGCGACCCGCUCAGAGGGCCCCUGCACCUGCCCCUCGUCAUGUCCUGUAACCCGCCCUGCACUGCGUCUCGGGGCUUGGGUUCACCUUCGUCAGCAACUGACGAAAAAGGCAGCUCCUCGCACAUCAAGAACAAGCUCAGGCCGGCACUGAGGCUCUGUCCCAAGCACGACGUGUUCGCCAAGUUCCCAAGCAACACGAGACCGCUCAGGACACGACUCUUGCAGGAAGCCAUCCUAGCAAAGUACGGUUUUGUUCGCCUACAAAACGACCUGAUGGCGAGCACCAGCAGCGUCCCUAGCAACGACCACAACCAGUUCGUGCACGUGAGCGGCAACGCGUUCGUUAUGGUCCUCACGCCCGGUAUUGUGGAUAUCCAGCCAGACAGCCACGCCAGUGUUACAGUGGUGUCAGGAGCGGCCGACAGCGGCACUGAAGACAGCGCUCCCGUUGCGCCUUCUUUUACCCCUGCGAGGUUCACAGAUCCCCCACUGCCCCGACCUUCCUCACUUCUUAUUGAGGUGAUGGGCGUGGAGAGCAGCAGCAGCGUGGGCAGCCUAGUGGCCAGCCCUCACGAGGAGUACUUCCACCGCCUCAUGUCGGAGCACCACAAGGCCAGCGCCGCGCCCUCCGCUGCCCACGCUGCUGCCUGCAACUCUGACAAGUCUCGCUUCUGUCUGCAGCAAUCUCCCGGCUUCCUGUGGUCAUUCAACUACAUGAUGUCUAAGCGCUGGAAGGCAGCCGCCUCUGGGGAAGAAGCGUUCGGCGAGCUGUUACUGCAUGACUUCAAGAACUUCUGUGCCAAUAAGAAUGACAGACUUAGUAAAUUCAUCGAGAGCUUUAACGUUAAAGAAGAAUCUUGCGCAUCUGUUUGUGAUGACGUUUUCUCUGCGUCAUAAGUUGGUUUUAGGCUUCGAUAGAAUUUAUUAGCAGUGAAUAUUAUCUUUGCUCAAUAUGUAGACUGAGGCCAUCAUGUCCCAGAUUGCUUCCAUUGAUCUUGUUUUCGUCUCCAUUCCCGUUUUCAAACUUCUGUAUCGAGAGCUUGAUAUUUAUUCCUUAUGUAUGUUCAUGGCGCAUUGAUCACCUUUAAUAAAAAUAUCCUGACAGAGUUCAUGCUUAUAGACCUAUAUUAAUUGAGAUUUCUCAUAUUGACAGGAAGUGGCUUCAAGAAACUUCGUUAACAUUUCCAGAUUUUCUGAUGAAGGCUCGUGUAAUCAUUCCUAAUAAUAAUUAUUAUAAUACUUCAUACAGUCGUUUAUAAAGCCGUUGAUGCUCAGCAAACAAGACACAUGACACCCGAAUGUUGUGCCUCGUUUAGUUAUCACGUCGAUGCUGUAGGUUUGAAGUUCAGUGCAGUCAGGCCGCCAGAAUAUUUGGCUCGUUGGUUUAUUUUUUUUUUAAUUUCAAUUACUGAUUUAUUAGAGCUUUUAAUGGUUAAUUUUUUCAUAUCAUCUUUAUUUUCCAUGCUCGUGAACUCAUUAUUUAACCAAACAAGAAUUAAAGUAGAAUGCAUAAUUUAAUUCCAUUUUUUGUAUGUGUUAUGUUAGGAAUUCACUCAAGUGUGAUACUACUCAUAUCACGGUCUUAUCCACACUCGUCAUCUAUUCACGUGGUGUCCUUUAGUUUACGGAAAAGCUGUAAUUCUAAGACGGUGCUUAGACAUUCGCAUACUUGAAUAGUGUGUGGGAAAAUGCUUGCUUCUGUUCAUAAAUUCCUGCAACAAUAUAUAUUUGUUAUGAAAUAUACAUGUAUAUGUUUAA
Molecule: messenger RNA, 6890 nt
Organism: Hyalella azteca
Lineage: Eukaryota; Metazoa; Arthropoda; Malacostraca; Amphipoda; Hyalellidae
Gene: Iml1
Product: GATOR complex protein Iml1
Exons: 29
Coding region: 207-6029 (1940 amino acids)
Biological process (GO): intracellular signal transduction; negative regulation of TORC1 signaling; cellular response to amino acid starvation
Cellular component (GO): GATOR1 complex; lysosomal membrane
Molecular function (GO): GTPase activator activity
Source: RefSeq, a predicted model, not a curated record